Messenger RNA from Lingula anatina, 2439 nucleotides. Its product is annotated as tRNA-specific adenosine deaminase 1-like. Lineage: Eukaryota; Metazoa; Brachiopoda; Lingulata; Lingulida; Lingulidae. The record is from RefSeq and is a predicted model, not a curated record. Gene Ontology annotation, biological process: tRNA processing. Gene Ontology annotation, molecular function: tRNA-specific adenosine deaminase activity; RNA binding; adenosine deaminase activity.
UUAGUUUAUAAUUGGGACAAUGUACCGCUGUGUUGUUUCGUCCAAAAAAUUCAUUUGAUGGAUUCAUUUGAUGCAUACUUUAAAAACUUUUUCUUGCAAGGACAGUUCUGAUUCAAUAGAUCUAGAGAUGCAUGAAGAAAGAAACUGGCAAAAAGAUGCUCAAUUUGCCAACAAGUUGACCAAGAUAUGCUUUGACCACUAUGCAAACAAGCUGCCUAAAAAGGGAAAGCCUGUGCCCAGGAGAGAGUGGACAUUGUUAGCUGCAGUUGUCAUGACAACAGAGAAGACAAACGGUGCUUAUGAAGCCAAUCUGGUGUCAUUAGGAACAGGCUCCAAGUGUAUUGGGCAGGCGAAGAUGAGUAGCAAAGGUGACAUAUUGAAUGACAGCCAUGCUGAGGUCAUGGCAAGAAGAGCCUUCCUCAAGUUCCUGUAUCAUGAACUGGCUGCUGCCUAUAGAGGGAGGGAAAGCAGGGUCUUCCAGGUGACAGAAGAUAAAACACACUGUCGUGUCAAGACUGGGGUAGAUUUUCAUCUUAUUACAAGCCACACACCAUGUGGCGAUGCAUCUAUAUUUCCCAAGACAAGCUGUCAAAAUACAGAACUGACUGGUGCCACUGGUGAUAUGGCACAUACAUGCAGCAGCACAGGUGAAAACAGUUCUUUAGGAGAGCUGUGUGGGCCUCCUGCUAAGAGAGCAAAGACAGAGGAUUUACCUGCCACAACUUCUGAGAGAAUGAAUGAGAUUCUCUCCACUGAAGCACCUGACAGUGAUCUGCCAGGUGCCAAAAAUGCCUGUGAUAUCCAAAAAGAUGGUGGAAAUGUUUCUGAUCAAGUGUCACCUAACAACUGCAGUAGUUCAGACAUAAAUGCAAAAGUUCAUAUUUUGCAGCAGAAAGAGUUACAGAUGGGAAAAUCUCAUUUAAGCUUAAAAGCAGGAAAACCUGCAUCCCAACCAUCAAGCCAAGGUUGUUUUUAUGGGUCUACAAUGAAGACAGACCCUGAUCAUGUGCACGAGUUUGAACACAUGCUAUCUUCUAACAAUACAUCGAAUGGACUUGCUGGUGCUCCCAAAUGUAAUUCUGUUCACCCGUCAGAAAAAGGUAUUAAUCAAUUAGAACAAAUUUCUGGCAGUGGGACAACAAACAGGUCUUCACAUUCUGAGCAGGAAACAGAUCCAUCAUCAAGUACCUUGAAGAAAGAUAUUUACAGAACUGGUGCUAAGUGUGCCCCAGGGGGCGCCCAAGACACCCUGGGGUCAGGAGAUGAUUACCACAUCACUGGGGUCCUACGCACAAAACCAGGAAGAGGAGACAGGACAAUUUCAAUGAGUUGUAGUGAUAAACUUGGGAGGUGGAAUGUCUUGGGCUGCCAGGGGGCGCUUCUCAGUCACUUCCUGGAACGGCCAGUGUAUCUCAGCUCGGUCAUUGUGGCCAAGUGUCCAUUUGAUAAGAGCGCUCUCCAGAGGGCAGUUGUGGACAGGUGUCUUAGUGUGAGGGGUUUACCUGAGGGGUAUCAUGUUCAUCGCCCUGUGUUACUGCAGUCCAGCUUACAGUUUCAGCACAGUAAACAGGCAGUGGAACAACUGGCAGCAGGUGGAGCCAUUGCACCAUCACCUAACUCCAUUAUGUGGGCAAAUGUUCCUGGGUGUGCUGUAGAGGUAACUGUACAUGGGAAGAGACAGGGAGUGACAGCUAAAAACAGAGAUAAACCAGAAGCAAGGUGUUAUCUUUGUCCCUUGGAGUUAUUUCAAACAUUUGCAGGACUGCUUUCAGGAUUACCACAACACUCAGUACCAACAACACUCAGGGAUGCUUCACUGAAGACCUACGCUGAUUUUAAGAUGGCUGCCUCUUCCUACCAGAGAGCAUGGAGCCAGUUGAAGCUUGUGUUCAGUACAUGGGUCUCCAAACCAGAGAACCUACGCUUAUUUAUGGGCAAUUUACCUCUGAAUAACAUAGUAUGUGAACAAAAUGGAACAGGCUGAUGCUACCCUAGGCUAAAACACUGACUUAAAGAUACUCUGAUGAUGAAAUGCUAUAUGCAAUAUAUUACAAAAUACUUUGUUGAUUGAUUAAAUAUAUACUUUUAUAUUUUCAUAAUUUUAUUAGGUACAAGAAGCAAUUAAGUACUAGAUUGUGAGACAGUUUGUAUUUGGACUUGAAUCAGGUUAUAUUGUAUCAUUUGGAACACCAUCUGUGAAAAUCACUAAAUAAGUGCAAUAAGACUUAAAUGUAGCAAAAAAGAUUUUUCGAAAUUCCUGGAAAUUUAAACAAUUUUUCCUUUAUCACUUUUGAAAAAGGGGUGAGAAAAUUAUGCUCCAUAAACCUGUUUUCAUAGUAAUUUGUGAUUUUUUUUUUACUUUUACUAAUACUGAUGAAAUUCACCAGUAUCCAUCUUUAUUACAAGACAGUCAAAAAAUUAAAAAUCUUUCUGUAAAAA